Messenger RNA from Anopheles maculipalpis, 4496 nucleotides. RefSeq names its product clustered mitochondria protein homolog (gene clu). The record is from RefSeq and is a predicted model, not a curated record. The transcript has 6 exons. Gene Ontology annotation, cellular component: cytoplasm. Bases 77 to 4495 code for a protein of 1472 amino acids. Gene Ontology annotation, biological process: intracellular distribution of mitochondria. NCBI's taxonomy places the organism in Eukaryota, Metazoa, Arthropoda, Insecta, Diptera, Culicidae. Gene Ontology annotation, molecular function: protein binding; mRNA binding.
AGAAGAGUGACUUUCAACCGAAACGUGCGAACCCAGUAGACGACGAUCCCAGGAAGAAGGAGCCUGGUUGUGAAAUAUGGCUCUGGAAACGGAAAGUGUACAAUCACCGGAAGCCGUCGCCGAAAUGGUGUCCUCGCCCGGUGCGGAUGGGAUUGUAGGUGGCGAUUCUGGCGGAAAAAAGAAAGGUUUUGCUAAAAACAAAAAACAGAAUGUCAAAUCAAAAACACCUCCGGUGGGAGGAGAUAGUAAGGAAACGAUCGGCAACGGUCACGUGGAACAGAACGGGCUGAAUGGACAUCUUAGCUCGGAGGAGUCGGAUCCGGCGACUACUACCGUAAACGAUGCAGAUGCGGAUGAGAAAAAUGGUGCUGGUGUUGCAGGUGGCGGAGCACCGUCGGAAGCAUCAGCUACCGGCGAUGAUGAUGUGAUGAAGCUAAUGCAGGAGACCGGCUUCACGGUGCAGGUUCUUUCGCCCGGUGUAGAACCAUUGUCGAUACAGGUGUCGAGCAUGGAGCUGGUGCAGGAGAUACACCAGCUGCUGAUGGACCGUGAAGACACUUGCCACCGGACCUGCUUUUCACUGCAACUCGAUGGUCGCACGUUGGAUAAUUUUGCCGAGCUUAAAAACAUCGAUGGACUGCAGGAAGGUUCGGUAAUUCGGGUGGUCGAAGAACCGUACACAAUGCGUGAGGCGCGUAUUCAUGUGCGUCACGUGCGCGAUCUUCUAAAAUCGCUCGACCCGGCGGAUGCGUAUAACGGGGUGGACUGUAGUUCACUUACCUUCCUGCAUACGAUCACGAUGGGUGACAUUAUGGAGAAGAAAAAGACACGCCAAGAAAGUGUGGACUGUACACCGCCCGAUUUUAUCAUGCCGGGUGCGAAAGAGCGUCCGUUGCUUCCACUACAACCAGGAUCGGGCAAAAAGGGCAAUCCACAGCCGCUGAAGGUGUUAACAACGUCGGCCUGGAAUCCACCGCCUGGGCCACGCAAACUGCACGGUGACCUGAUGUAUCUGUACGUCGUGACGAUGGAAGACAAGCGGCUACACAUUUCCGCCUGUUCGCGUGGAUUCUACGUCAAUCAGUCGACAGACGACACAUUCAAUCCGCAACCGGCUAACCCGAGCUACCUCUCACACUCGCUGAUCGAUCUGUUAUCGCAGAUAUCGGCCACCUUCCGGCGAUGCUUCUCUCAGAUGCAAAAGAAACGCACCCAGCGGCAUCCGUUUGAGCGUGUGGCGACACCGUACCAGGUCUACACAUGGACCGCUCCCGCAUUGGAGCACACGAUCGAUGCCAUCCGAGCGGAGGACACGUUCUCGUCGAAACUUGGCUACGAAGAGCACAUCCCAGGCCAGACACGCGACUGGAACGAAGAGCUACAGACAACGCGGGAACUGCCGCGAGCAACGCUGCCCGAACGUUUGCUGCGCGAGCGAGCCAUUUUCAAGGUGCAUAGCGAUUUCGUAACGGCAGCAACACGUGGCGCGAUGGCCGUUAUCGAUGGCAACGUAAUGCCGAUCAAUCCGGGCGAGGACGCGAAAACGCAGAUGUUUAUUUGGAAUAAUAUCUUUUUCUCGCUCGGGUUUGAUGUGCGCGAUCAUUACAAGGAGCUCGGCGGAGAUGCGGCUGCCUUUGUGGCACCACGCAACGAUCUGCACGGUGUGCGUGUGUAUAGUGCGGUGGACGUCGAAGGACUCUACACGCUCGGUACGGUAGUGAUCGAUUACCGUGGCUAUCGCGUCACGGCACAGUCCAUUAUACCGGGCAUUUUGGAGCGUGAGCAAGACCAAUCAGUUGUGUAUGGAUCGAUCGACUUCGGAAAGACCGUUCUUUCGCAUCCGAAGUAUCUCGAGCUGUUGAAUGCUGCCGGUAAACAUCUGCGAAUUCAACCACACAGCGUUUACAACGAUAAGCAGGAAGCGAUCGAACUGUGCUCGUCGGUAGAAUGUAAGGGUAUUAUCGGUAACGAUGGUAGGCACUAUAUUCUCGAUUUGCUCCGUACCUUCCCACCGGAUGUCAAUUUUCUCGUAUUGCCGGACGAAGAGGAAGCGGUUGGAAGCGAUAGCAAAGCGAUGGGCUUCCCGAUUGAACACCGGCACAAGCUGUGCUGUCUUCGGCAGGAAUUGUUGGAAGCAUUCGUAGAGAAUCGCUAUCUGAUGUUCAUGAAGCUGGCCGCCGUACAGUUGCAGCAGUGUGUUAAAAAGAAACAGGAACAAAAGGCAGGCGCUGCACAGAAGACGUCUUCCGAUGAGUCGAAACCAGCGGCAGCGAUUGAAGCGGCGGCGGUGGAGGGCGAAAAGGAGGAAGCCAAGGAGAUUUCAAAGGAUGCUAAGGAUGUGAAAGAAACGGCAACGUCUCGUCCCAUCCCGAAGGCGGACACGGAAGAUGCAAAGAAGUUGGUCGAGUCGCUUAUUUCAAGCGAUCAGAUGAACGAAAGUAAGGAAGUGGUGAAGCGCGUGUGCGAAGCAGUUGGUUCGCUGAAGGAAUAUGAAUUUGACAUUCGUUUCAAUCCGGACGUUUACUCACCCGGCAUCCGACACGUGGACGAUGAUCCGAAUGCAGCCCGCUCGUUGCGUCGCCAGAAGCAGCUGGUGAAGGAUGCGGCCGUGUUUUUGGUAAAGCACCAAAUUCCGAGCUUCGUGCACGAGUGUCUUGACCAUUCGUCCGCCCCGAUGGAUGGUGUUACGCUGACCGAACUGCUGCACAAUCGUGGUAUUAACGUGCGCUACCUCGGCAAGGUAGUGGAUCAGCUGGCAAAGAUAAAACAGCUCGAGUACUUGCAUACGAUCGCCGUGUCGGAGUUGAUUGUGCGCGGUGCGAAGCAUAUCUUCACUGCGUAUCUGCAGCAAACGGAUGUUAUGAGUAUGGCGGCCGCGAUCAGCCACUUCCUGAACUGCUUCCUAACCGUGUCGACCGGUGGUUACCAACCCGUCGCGAACGGUAAUGGUGGCGAUGUCGAUGGACAGCUGGCGGAUGAGUUUGGUCCGAAAUCGUCCUCUUCGGGGGGUGGCAAGAAGCAAAGCAAACAGAGCAAACGUGGUGGCAAAGGAAGUGGUGGAAAUGGUAGUGGUGGUGGUAGUAGCAGAAAAACUACAUUUUCGUCUCCUUUGUCCGAUAAUAGUGAAUGGCAGUCGCUGACGUCGAAGUCGCUGUGGUCACAGAUCCGACAGGAGCUGAAAGCGUACUGGGAUUUUGAAUUGACAGUUGAGCCUUCUAAGGAGGGUAAAGCAGCCACCCAAAUUGACUCGAUUGAACCGCUGAUAGGUGCAUUCAAAUUACAGAAGAUAAGCUUGUUGCGUGCGUUCUGUUUGAAGACGGGCGUACAGAUUAUGCUGCAAGAGUACGCCUUUGAUCAGCGCAAUAGACCCACGUUUACCGAUGCGGAUAUUGUGAAUGUGUUCCCGGUUGUGAAACACAUCAAUCCACGCGCGUCUGAUGCGUACAACUUCUACACGACUGGCCAGACAAAGAUUCAGCAGGGUUACUUUCAAGAUGGAUACGGACUGAUUAGCGAGGCGCUUAACCUGCUGAACAACGUGUACGGUGCGAUGCAUCCGGAGAAUGCUCAGUGCUUGCGCAUGUUGGCCCGGUUGAGCUACAUCAUGGGAGAUCCACAGGAAGCGCUUGCCAUUCAGCAGCGUGCCGUACUGAUGAGCGAACGUGUGAAUGGUGUCGAUCAUCCGUAUACGAUUUCGGAAUAUGCCCAUCUUGCAUUGUACUGCUUUGCUAACAGUCAAAUUAGUACCGCACUCAAGUUGCUAUACCGUGCCCGAUAUCUGGCGACUAUCGUGUGUGGUGAAAAUCAUCCAGAUAUUGCCCUUAUGGAUAGCAAUAUCAGUCUGAUCCUUCACGCUGUCGGAGAGUAUGAACUAUCGCUUCGCUUUUUGGAGCACGCUCUCGCUUUGAACAUUCGAUACUAUGGCGAAAAGUCUCUGAAGGUGGCCGUCAGCUAUCAUCUGGUGGCCCGAACGCAAAGCUGCAUGGGAGACUUCCGAUCGGCGCUGGUCAAUGAGAAGGAAACGUAUGCGAUUUACAAGCAACAGCUCGGCGAGAGCCACGAAAAGACGCAAGAAUCUUCCGAAUGUCUACGCCACCUGACACAGCAAGCGGUUGUGCUGCAGAAGAAGAUGAACUUUGCCAACGGAAAGUUGCUGAGCACUGGCUUACCGCCGAUCCACAUACAACCACCGUCGAUGGGCUCGGUGCUGGACAUGCUGAACGCAAUCAAUGGUAUCAUUUUUGUACAAAUUAGCUCCAAAGAAAUUGCCAACUUCAAGAAUGAAAUUGAAAAGCGCCAAAAAGAGGCUGGCCAAAGUCAACCGCAGCAACCGGCAUCGGUCCAGGCCAACCAGGAGGAGGUCGAUCGUAUGCUAAUGGAAACGAUGCAAAAAACGGCCGCCGGUAUACCGUUCGAUGAACAGGACGGUGACAAGAAGGAAAGCGCAGUAGUAUCUGAGGAGUCCACGAAAUCGGUUGAAGUGGCGUCGAGUUGAA